Messenger RNA from Pelodiscus sinensis (Chinese soft-shelled turtle), 1324 nucleotides. Lineage: Eukaryota; Metazoa; Chordata; Testudines; Trionychidae. The record is from RefSeq and is a predicted model, not a curated record.
GCUCUGCCCGCAGUGGAAGGAGGCCAGCGGGCGAUAUUCUUCAACCGCAUCGGUGGGAUCCAGCCGGACACGAUCAUGGCUGAGGGGCUGCACUUCAGAGUUCCCUGGUUUCAGUAUCCGAUAAUUUAUGAUAUCCGAGCUCAUCCCCGAAAAAUCUCCUCCCCAACAGGCUCUAAAGAUCUACAGAUGGUGAACAUCUCUCUGCGUGUCCUUUCACGCCCCAAUGCUGCAGAGCUGCCCAAAAUGUACCAGCGCCUGGGUCUGGACUAUGAGGAGCGGGUCCUUCCUUCCAUUGUCAAUGAGGUGCUCAAAAGUGUUGUGGCCAAGUUCAAUGCUUCCCAACUCAUCACUCAACGAGCUCAGGUCUCUCUGCUUAUCCGACGGGAACUGACAGAGCGAGCCAAGGAUUUCAGCCUCAUCUUGGAUGAUGUGGCUAUCACAGAGCUGAGUUUUAGCCGUGAAUACACAGCAGCUGUUGAGGCCAAGCAAGUGGCUCAGCAAGAGGCCCAGCGAGCCCAGUUUCUGGUGGAGAAGGCCAAGCAGGAACAGAGGCAAAAGAUUGUCCAGGCAGAGGGGGAAGCCACGGCUGCCAAGAUGAUUGGCGAAGCAUUGAGCAAGAACCCAGGCUAUAUCAAGCUGCGCAAGAUCCGAGCUGCCCAGAACAUCUCCAAGACUAUUGCAGCGUCGCAGAACCGUGUGUAUCUCACAGCAGAUAACUUGCAGUUGAACCUACAGGAUUCGGACUUCACCAGAGGAAGUGACAGCCUCAUAAUCAAACAGGGCAAGAAAUGAAGCCAUUCACACCAGCUGGCCGAGCGAGUGACUUGGCGAGACUCCUCCUCUGCCUGGGCCCUCCCCUGGGGCCUGUUCGCUUUCAUCGACCGCCAUCUCACCCCCUUCGAAAUUCCCAAUACAGUGGCCUAGCUGGUCCCUGUUUCCCAGUGUUGGGAGCCCUCUCUGCCAUUGGGUUUCAGCAGUUGGCUGGUUUAAUUCCUCCUUCAUGUAUGUGCUGUCCAGUCCCAUUUGGAGGACCAGUGAGAGCCCUUGGGGACCUGUUCACACCCCGCCUCUUCUAGAGCUUGGAUUUUUAUAGGGCUAGAACCAUAACUGCUGUCUGCCAAGCCUGUGAGGCCUUUAUAUUUUGGUACCAGCACCCAACUUUCAGUUCGAUGACUAUUGAGUUUCUAUUCCCCCCCCCACCCUGUGGGAAGCUCAUGGAUGAAGGCUUUCAAGGGGCUUCUGCUCUCAGAUCACACAAUCUAGUCUGCUCAGUGAUUCUUUCAGAAGUUUGUAAAAAUAAAAAACUCAAAAUGUGUCCCAGGUG